Messenger RNA from Hypanus sabinus (Atlantic stingray), 2039 nucleotides. It is a transcript of the gene atxn10, whose product is annotated as ataxin 10. Lineage: Eukaryota; Metazoa; Chordata; Chondrichthyes; Myliobatiformes; Dasyatidae. Gene Ontology annotation, cellular component: cytosol. The transcript has 11 exons. Gene Ontology annotation, biological process: neuron projection development. The record is from RefSeq and is a predicted model, not a curated record. The coding region runs from base 16 to 1491 and encodes 491 amino acids.
GACGCAAAGGCCGAGAUGGCGGCGCCCAGUGACUCUGUGCUGCAGUCUGCGGCAGUGCUGAAUGAGUUGGUCUGGAACAGUGAGGAGGAUGAUUUGUUCUCGGUUGUCAUGGUACCCAUCCAGCACCUGACCAGCGCAUUCAGGGAGCAGCAGAAUAGGGAGGAAGCCACACAAUCUGUGUUUGAAGUAUUUGUACGCAUCCUGACAAGACAGUUGGCUGCAAUAAAGGUCUUCACUGAGAAUUCUGAAAGUGGCAAGGAUGAACAACAUGAAACUCAUUUGCAGCUUAUUGCUGAAUGUUUCCGAUGUUUGAGAAAUGCCUGUAUACAAUGUAUGAAGAACCAGUCUUAUAUAAGAACUGUCGGACUGAUUGAGCCAACAAUUGAAAUUCUCCAGCUUCUUCACAGGUCAGGAGGUUUUGAGAGUGAUACAUUGUCAGCAGCUUUUCAAUGUGGUCUUCAGCUCCUUGGAAACCUAGCAGUUGGCAAUGAGGAAUCUAAGGAUGUCAUUUGGAAAAAUGCCUUUCCAGAUCUGUUCCUGAAUUUUCUGAAUCAUUUAGUUAAGAAAACUGUCACCUAUUGCUGCAUGGUUCUAUUUACCUGUCUUAACGCUGAGAGAACAGCGGAUCUACUAAACCACACAAAAGGGAUUGAACUGGCGGAAUCUGUUGUUAAAAUCUGCAAGAAAGAGCCAGAACUGGACUGGGCGUUUCUUAUUGUAACAGAGCAGUUUCUGAAAUGUCCAGAUUUAGUGUCAGUUAUGUGCACGAAAUGGAACAGUCAAGAAUGGAUUCUCAUUUUGGAACUAAUAUCCAUGAAGCUGAGUGACAAGAAUCAGAAGUCUCCAGCUGGCAGUGAUGACCCAACUGUUCCUGACAGACUAAUGCAAUUUUUGGCAGCCUGCUUCAUAGAGAAAUGCAUGGCAGUGUUGAAAUAUGCCUCUGAUACUGAUACAGAAGAUGAGGAGGCUCUUGUUGUGAUCAGGCUUCUUGACAUUCUCUGUGAAGCAACCUCAAACCAUGAAAAAUUCAGCUUUUUGCAGAAUUCACCUGGUCUGCUGGAGACUACUGUUAAACUUUUAUAUGAAACCCACCUUGCAGGAAAGCAAAGCAGAAAUAUUUUUACUGCAUCCCAGUCAUUAUCACUUGCCAGUCAAGCCACUCAUCCAGCUGUUGGAUUUAAAGCUCAUCUCAUCCACCUGAUUGGAAAUCUUUGCUACAACAACAAGGAAAACCAAGAAAAGGUUCGUCAUUUGGGAGGCAUUCCACUCAUCCUGGACAACUGCAACAUUGAUGAUAAUAACCCUUUUGUGAGCCAGUGGGCAGUUUUUACUAUCCGAAUCCUUACAGAACAGAAUACGGAGAAUCAAGAAGUGAUAUCCCAGAUGGUACGUCAAGGUGUAGCAGAUAAUGCUGUGCUAAGCAGCAUGGGAUUACAGGUGCAAGAGCAAAAUGGAAAACUUUACGUCAAGUCGCAGGAAAAGUGUGGAUAGCUGCAUGGAGAGAAUCAUUUGCUGGAAAAUAUUUUGACAACGUGGAUCCAUUUUCCCAGUCAUUUGGCACACCAAGAGGAAAAUAUACAUGAACAAGAUGAAAGCAGUGAUGGAAAAUGGUUCUUUGUUUAAAAUACAUAGUGUUAUUUAUUUCUCCCUCUAGAUAGUCAACAAUCUGGUAUCAAGAGUCUCACAGUCCUAUGAUAUGCAGGUUAAGAGUGACUGGUGAUAAGUAUGUUAACUAUACACGAGAAUAAUUAUCUUCAAUUUAUCCGGAUUGAAUUCUGAUUAGACAAUAAUGUUCUGAAUUAUAUAUAAUUAAACGUGGGUAUAAAAAUUGAUUUGAGUUUCUGCAAACUCAUUUCAAACAAUAAAACACAGAACAUUUCACAAAGAUGCUGAUUAAUGUAGAAAGCUAAAUCAGAAGUAUUUCUGUACUUGAGUGAGAUUUGAACUUGUAGGGCGAUGUUAGCAUUUUUUCAAAUUCACACAAAAUAUUUUGUCAGUAAUACAAUGAAACUGAGUGUGAUGAUCUCAAGAAUUAAAUG